AUGCACGGAUUUUCGGAUGCGUCCGAAGAUGCAUUCGGAUCUUGUAUAUACCUGAGAUCUAUCGACGCGAAUGGUGAAGUGUUUACAAGUCUUCUAUGCGCAAAGUCCAAGGCCGCACCGUUAAAGACCGUUACGCUGCCGCGACUCGAGUUAAUGGCAGCCGUAACCUUAGUCAGAUUGUCGAAUGAAGUCAAAAGGUCAUUACGUAUAAAAAUUGAUCAGUGCGUUUACUGGUCAGAUUCAACGGUAGUUUUGGGAUGGCUGAAGUAUCCACCCAAUCAAUUGAAGCCCUUCGUUGCUAAUCGUGUCGCCGAAAUCCAAGACUUGUCGGCAGCUGAUAGCUGGCGUCACGUACCGACUAAAAGCAAUCCCGCAGACCUCGUAUCGAGAGGUGUAAAACCCAGAAAUUUAUUGAAUAACUCGCUGUGGUGGGAGGGGCCUCCAUUUCUAAAAGAAAGAAAGGAGAGCUGGCCUGAAUGUCCUAACAAAAACGAAAAUUUGCCCGAUAUUCGCAAACAAAAGGUUAAUUUACUUAUCUCGUGUUCAGAAAAUGAUUUUAUUAAACAUUUUUCGGACGUAAAUAAACUCAAGCGAAUCACCGCAUAUAUAAGAUGUUUCUAUUUAAACUGUAAGGCCAAGGGAAAUCCUGAACUAAGUAAUAGUGGACCAUUGGAAGUUUCUGAAUUAGACGGUGCAUUAAACUGUUUGACAAAAUUAUCGCAAGGCGAAUUCUUUCAUCGUGAUAUUAACAAAUUGAACAAGAAUAAACCUGCCGCUGACUGCAAAAUUAUUAGUCUUAAUCUGUUUUUGGACCGCGAUGGCAUUUUACGAGUUGGCGGACGGUUAACCAAUGCCAAAUUUGCUUUUGAGAAAAAACACCCGGCAAUUUUAUCGUCUAAAAGUCAUUUAGCCGAGUUACUAGUAAGGAACACGCAUUUACGAUUGAUGCACGCUGGACCGCAGCACACGUUGGUUACGCUUCGUGAAAGGUAUAAACCCACUCAAACUCAACCCAUAAUGGCGCCUUUACCAGAAAUGCGUUUGAAAUCGAGACAUCCGUUUGAAUUUGUCGGCGUUGAUUAUGCCGGACCUAUGUCGAUCAAAAAUAAAUCCGGAAGAGGAUACAAGGUAUCCAAAGCUUACAUAUGCCUCUUUGUUUGUUGCGUUACGAAAGCAGUACAUACAGAGUUGAACUCGUUAGGUUCUACGUGGUUUUUGAGGGAGGAAGUGAAGAAAUUAAGAGAAAACUACAAACCACUCAAAGUGAAGACAACGAAUAUAGUGGUGAAAAUUGUACUGAAAAGCGAAGAACCGAUUUAUGAGCGACCAAGAAGACUAUCGGCACCCGAAAAAGAAGAAGUAGAUAGACAGAUAGAGGAAUGGUUAAAAGAUGGAAAACCGAGUUGUUCGGAUUUCGCUAGUCCUAUUGUACUAAUUUCUGGGCCCCCGUUCUUCAGUAGUUCAUUUGGUAUAUUGUCUGUACCUGGUGAUUUUAUAUUCUUUAGUUUCUUUAUGGUUGUUUGUACUUCUUUUAUGUGA
Diorhabda carinulata is the source of this 1539-nucleotide messenger RNA. RefSeq lists its product as uncharacterized. The coding region runs from base 1 to 1539 and encodes 512 amino acids. Lineage: Eukaryota; Metazoa; Arthropoda; Insecta; Coleoptera; Chrysomelidae. Gene Ontology annotation, molecular function: nucleic acid binding. The transcript has 4 exons. The record is from RefSeq and is a predicted model, not a curated record.